AGGAGACACGACGUUCCAGGAUAGCCGGGGAAAGAGUUUCUCCCGAGGGUGGGCGGUGUCAGGUUAGGUUCCCUCGUUAAGGAAUAACGAGAAAGCCGUCAAGCUGGCGAGCCUAACGAGCUGCGUGUCGACGAUGAUGGACGACGAGGAGCAGGAGGAGCUCCGUUGCACCGGAAGCGACGUCGAGAUCGAGGAGUACACCGACACCGAGGAGUCGCCAUAUGUCGCUUAUCAGGCCGGAGGCGAUAAGCUGUUCGAUACCGAUCGCGAGAACUGGCAGAGGCUCCGCUUCCUGGCCACCCUCGUGUCCGUCGCGAUAUCAGUUACCGUCCUCGUUAUCACGUAUCCGCUUUAUCUCGAGAGCGUCGCUGCCGUCUCCAGCGCUUACACAGGACUCCUCUUCACCGCCCUGUGCUCCGCCUGCAUCUUGGGGAUGGUGUACGUUGUCGCGGACAGAGUGUCACCGCCGCCGCCUCUGAUACCUAACAGCUUGCGAGUCAGGAUACCCCGCUGUGGCCUGAUCAAAAUAAGCACUCUGUAUGCCCUUUCGGGCAUCCUAGUCACCCUAUCUCUCGAUCGGAAUAGAGUACUGUGCCACUUACAGGAUCCAAUAAAAGGCAUUACCCUCGUCUUCUCCCUCGUCUACUACUUCUUCUUCUGUCGGAAAAUGAUGAGUCUGCAACGAAUAUUCUCCAGCACGACCAUAAUAGUGGGUCUAUUUAUAAGCGUCGAUUAUGGUCUCUGCGACGAAUUUCGUUGUCGUGGACGGGAAGUUUCCUCGCACACGACGGCCGGCACCAGAGGAUCCUGGGGCAUCCGAGCAGUUUGGACGUUUGUUUACGUGGGUGCUCUCGCUUCCUUCGCCAUGUUCUUUACCUUGUUGGAGCGGCAUUAUACCACCGGGCAGCAAAACGUGUGUCAGAUGUUGACGACGCAGCACAACUCGUUCUUGUACACGGUGUCCCGCUUGGUGUCUUCCCGCGACAUUCGUCGUCGUGGCUCGGAAGAGGAAGGCGGUCGACUGCUGCACGUGACGGAUCCGGAUCCCACGAUAAAGCCAAAAAGCUACCCGAAACCGCCGGUGAUGCAAACCCUCUUUUACAUACACGUCAUCGCUUUCUUUGCCAUCUUGACCUUCUGCUGGCUCGACACUCUGCCCGGCAUCGGCAGGGGUUUGUCGCCCGUACAAUUGUACCGUACCGUGGAACAGGGACUGAUGUGCCAUUUCAAAGGCGGCAAACUGUGCUCGAACGUGUCCAGCCACGGAUGGACUUUUCUAUUUGCUUACAUUGUGUUCUCGAUCUCAAUCCUCAACUUCCUGUCCUUAUGCGAGAGCGCGGUAUUCAGCGUGGCCGUCGCAACCGUGUCACUUCCGCUGUCCGGUAUCUGGUGGAGCAUUUACAGGAUGGACGUCGACUCUCACGGAGGAACUUGAAGAAAAAAGGAUGUCUGCUCACUUGAAGUUUAUUAAAGCAGACGCCAACAACCUCGUUCGUGAUAAUAUCGAUAGCCACUACAGUGACACCGUCCUUGGCCGCGUUUAGACAAAGUUCUAUGAGUUCCUCGGAUGCCCCUGGUUCAGACAUCAACUCUACGGCUUUACACACCGACUCAUGGACGCAGAAGCUCUUCCUUAUCACGUCAAGAGCACCCUGCAAGGUCUCGUCUGUUAAAGUUUCGAAUUCUAUCCGGCCAUCCUCUAUCGAGCCCCAAGGCUGAUAAUAACACAUCCUUUCGCGAGUUUUGCUGGAAAACAACAUCGUAUGAGUUUCAAAAACAAAAUUCAACAAAAUUAACUUUUAGAGAACAGGAAGCCAAUAUUUUGGCUCUAUAAGGAUCGCUUAUUUUUCAUAGUACAACACUAUAAUAAAGAUAUAAAAAUUCUUACUUCAAAUUAUAAAAGUUUACGAAAAAAUACGCCCGUUCUCUAAUGGUUCAUUAACUUAAAAACUAUUGUAAAAAAUUGAUGAAGUAUGACGCCAUAUCAUGUUAUAUUAAAAAAUUAAAAUGUAACUAAUUCUGUUUUUAAUUGCACAUUGUAUUUAUAUAUAUAUAUAUUGAAAACUUUCUAAUUAUGAAA
This is a messenger RNA of Nylanderia fulva, 2080 nucleotides long. RefSeq lists its product as uncharacterized. Lineage: Eukaryota; Metazoa; Arthropoda; Insecta; Hymenoptera; Formicidae. The record is from RefSeq and is a predicted model, not a curated record.